Molecule: messenger RNA, 2233 nt
Organism: Pocillopora damicornis (cauliflower coral)
Lineage: Eukaryota; Metazoa; Cnidaria; Anthozoa; Scleractinia; Pocilloporidae
Biological process (GO): Rho protein signal transduction
Cellular component (GO): cell surface; plasma membrane
Molecular function (GO): death receptor activity; nerve growth factor binding; coreceptor activity
Source: RefSeq, a predicted model, not a curated record
AAAGGAUUUUAUAUGGAUUUGAUCAGUGGUGAAUGUCAUCCAUGCAGUGACUGUUGUGGGCAAAGUGACAAAUAUCAUGAAAAACAGUGUGAGGACUCUGGAUUUUCUAGUAGCAAACAAUGCAGGGAACAUAAUUUAAAUUGUCCUGAAAAACCUCCCAAAAGCACUGCUGAAAGCAACAACAAUGACAAAGACCAGGGAGGUCUUGAGGCUUUGGAAGUUGUAGGUAUUGUGCUUGGAGCAAUUUUGUCUUUAGCUAUCAUCAUUGUUGUGAUCCUUGGUAGGGUCUAUGGCUGGCAUGUGAUCAAAGAUACCCUGAUGAGUUGGUUUUGUUAUUGCUGCCAUCUUGGAGCAUCAGAUGGUCAUGGAAACACAAUGUAUUUUGAUCCAGCAGAUGGCCAAAUACAGAGAUCCGAGUAUGACCCUGAACUAGGCACAGGGAAGAGUGAACAGAAUUUCUCAGAAACUCCAGAGAAGACUUCUGAGUCAGAGUUAUUAGACUCACUAGUUCAUCAGCAAAUGCAGUCUCAGCCUCCAGCUGAAACAAAGGAAACCCAAAGAGGAUUUACCCGCUCAUUUUCACAUCCAGGGGUUCUUAAUACCAAGGUCCAAAAGGGAACAUCAAAUUCCAAUUGUAUCCAGUGUGUUGGAAGUCCAAAACUUAACAAACCAUCAAGAAUUGGAUACAGUCUAGUAGCAUCAACUGAGCUUUCAGAUGAGGCUGUUUUCAACAGGAAUUCCUCAGAAUCCAUUAAUGCCAGGUGUCAACCAAGGAAGCCAGAAAGAUUUGAGAAACCAUCAGUAAAAAGUCAGCACACUUCAACCACGGGCCUCUACCUCAGUGAGACGUGUGGAACCUCACUGAAUGGCAUUCCACAGGAUUUCCAAAACAGCCUCCUGAGCAAAAAAAUGUCUGCUAUCCCAUUGAUGUUCCAUUCAAAGAUGUGUUCCAAGCUUGAUGUAAGGCGGUUGGCUUUUGAUGACUUCCGCCUUCUUGGAGAAGAGAUUGGAUUGACCAGAGAUCAAACUUUGUGCCUCGGCCAGAUGGAAAACCCAACUGAUCAAAUGAUAACCAAGUUUUACAAUUCUCAGGAGGGUAGCUGUGUUUCCAAAUUUCGGGGAAUACUUGAGGGAAUGAAAAGAAGUGAUGUUGUAGAUGUAAUCGAUGAGUGGGUUAAGUAUGAAUGGUUGAAACAAUGUAAUUCCUCAACUGUAAGUAGAAGGCCACAGACAUGUGUUUGAAUUUGUUUAAAUCAAGAAUGCAUACAGUGUUUAGUGACAAGCAUUUUGCUUUUGAUGACUUCUGCCUUCUUGGAGAAGAGAUUGGAUUGACCAGAGAUUAUACUUUGUGGCUUACUCUUGGCAAGUUUGGCAACCCAACUGAUCUAAUAACAACAAAGUUUUAUUAUGCUCAGGAGGGUAGCUGUGUCAGAAAAUUUUGGAGAAUACUUGAGGGAAUGAAAAGAAGUGAUGUUGUAGAUGUAAUUGAUGAGUGGGUUAUGUAUGAAUGUUAUGAAUAGUUGACACAAUGUAAUUCCUCAACUGUAAGUAGAAGGCCACAGACAUGUGUUUGACUUUGUUAGAUCAUGUAUGUAUACAGUGUUUAGUGACAGUUGCAUGUUUUUUUGGCAAUGUCAGUCUGUAAAUUAACCAUUGGCACUCAUCUAGUGUAUCAUUGUGUAUAUUUUAUUUACUUGGGUUCAUUUAUUUUAAGUGCAUAUUUUUUUGCUAUGUUGCAUGAACUUUAUUUGCAGUUAUUUUGCUUUUGUAUCGCUAUACCUACUGAAUUUUUUUUGAGACCAAAAGUGAUGCUGGCAUCACACAUGUUUUGUUUGAUUUUAAUAGUUAGUUAGCUUCAUAGAUAUAAUUGCAAAUAUCUUUGCAACAGUAUUUGUUAUUUGGUAGUGUGCUUUAAGCAAGGUGCUUUGAAAAAAAAAGAAAAAAAAUUAUAUAUGGUAUUUGCAACUUUGUAGUAGGCUUUGAGCUUCAGAAUAUUGCUUUAUGGUAUGUGCUAUUUCAUAGUGUGAUUUGAGCCAAGUCCUUAGAAAAAAAAUUUCCAUAUGUUAUUUGCUCUUUGGUGGUGUGCAUGGAGCAAGAUGCUUUAACAGAAAAAGAAAACAAAAAAAUUGUUUUAUGGUGUUUUCUAAAUUGUAGUGUGCUUUGAGCGAGGUGCUUUUAAAAAAUCGUCAUGGUAUUUGCUAUUUGGUAGUGUGCUUUGAGUAAGGUGUUUUGA